AUGCUUCUGCAGAACCGCACCCUUACGGCACUGCUUCAAGCCGUCCAAUUCCGCUCGAGCUCCCAGGUCGAGACCUUCAUCAAAUGUAUCCGCGAGAAUGAGCCCAGCCAAAACAUCUUUGCAACAAUUCAGCAGUGUCUCCGGCAAUUCGACGACACUGCAACGGACAGUGCUCCACCAAGCCACGAAGACGACGAUCAGAGCGGAACCCAAUUGCACGAUCGUCCCAGCAACAGAAUCUGUCCAACGUGUCAUCAGCCUUCUCUCAUGGGUGCCGCGGCCUCUACUCCUCCAGGAAGCGUUCAAGACUCCCCAGGGCUGCCAGUAGCCGGCAAACAAGACCCACAAGAAGAGGCACCUCAAAAUGAUACUUCGUGCCAGCUGGUGGCCCAACAAGCACAACCAGGAAUCAGUGUUGAAGGGCCGAAUCCCCGUGGUUCUUCGCACAAACAUGGAACACCGCUCUAUGGCAUCCAAACGCUGGUUAGGCAGGAGAAGACUCCGUUGAGCGACAUUAUCACGGGAUUUAUGGACAGUGCUAAGACCUUGAUCUCAUGUGGCGCCUCGCUGUCUGGAGUUCUUGGGUCAGACACGAUUGACGUGGAGCAGUUUUUCUGUGACCGAACUCAGGAGGAUGGCUUGACAGUGAGCGGCUGGGCCUGUGAGCUAUGGCGCAGCUUCCAUGAUUGGGACGUGUACGUCCGACUUGCGCAGAUUUUGGCAUACACUACAGUCAUGCGCUGGAUGCUGGAUCCUACGGCGCUAUCCUAUGCUGCCAUACCAGACAUCCUUAAACCACGACCGAUCCAGUAUAUGGUACCGCAUCACAUUGCGCUCGACUUCUUACCACUGCCACCGUUGCGUGAAGCUCUUAUCAAGAACCUCCGAGACUGGAUGACGGCUUUGCCUGCAGCAGCGCUAAGUGUCAAUUGGGCCCGCGGUAUGGACGAAGCAGUAAUUUGGGGCGAGUCGAACCGUCGCCGUUUGCUCUCCAGAGACUUCAUGGAGCAUGUCACAAACUACCAGAACUGGAGCAUUGGGGAAAGCAUUCUAGGGGCGUUCCCUGAAGUCGAGGGGAUGAUUCGCCUUGACAGGAUAUGA
This is a messenger RNA of Fonsecaea erecta, 1101 nucleotides long. RefSeq lists its product as hypothetical. The coding region runs from base 1 to 1101 and encodes 366 amino acids. The record is from RefSeq and is a predicted model, not a curated record. The transcript has 3 exons. NCBI's taxonomy places the organism in Eukaryota, Fungi, Ascomycota, Eurotiomycetes, Chaetothyriales, Herpotrichiellaceae.